UUGAAAUCUUGUAACUUUGAGGCACGGCCUAUCUUCAUUACUGGUCGAUAAAUGUAUAUCGUAUUUAAAAUAAGUCAAGCGUUGCUGUUACAAUGAGUGAAACCAUCAUGAGUGAUGUAGUGCCGACCACAAUGGAGACUGAGAAGCCGGUUUCAGCUGCUACUAACGUAGAAUUCCCGGUCUUCCCAGAACCUACAGAUGCUGAUUUCGAUGAAGAUCUGCCACAAAAGGAAAAGGAUUAUUAUAAAUCUAAAUUUCCAGAUUUGAAUGUGCUGAAGACCAUGAGAUUGCAUUGUACAUCUUGUGAUCGUCAUUUAGGAAACUCUGCGAGGAAUGAGACACGCAUGCGAUCGCAUCCAUUGCUCCGCACCCUUGUCUGUAACACAUGUCACACUUUUUACAAUAGUGGAGAAUUUGAUAAAGGGGAAGAUGGUUCCGAGCUGUACUGUCGGUGGUGCGGACAGGGGGGGCAAGUUUACUGCUGCUCUAAUUGCCCUCAUGUAUUUUGUGCGAAAUGUAUCAAACGGAAUUUUGGUAUGCCUAAGAUCAAGGAAAUUGAGAACACUGAUGACUGGAAAUGUUUUAAAUGCGAUCCCGAAUGCUUGUGGGAUCUUCGUUCACUGUGCUGGGCAUUGCUGCGUUUCUGUGAUCUCAGGAAUAAGAUAACUUACCACACUAAAGAUCCAGAACUUAAAGAACUGUACCAAAAGGAAAUCGCUACGGAUCAUACAGAUUGCUGUAAAAAUAAAACCAGGCGGAGAGACAAAAAGGAUAAAGAAGAGGUCAAGAAAAAAGAACCAGAUGAUAAAAAGGAAAAGGAUAUUAAAAAAACUCCAAUUCCCAUUGCCAAUGUGAUGACCAAAAUUCCUCCAACAAUUCAGGUUAGAAAAUUUGCAUCAAUUAACCUUGACGAGUCGCCAAAAAAUAAAAAGCCACAGAAAAGACCAGGAAGUCCUCAAAAUAAACAACCUGUCUUAGUGCCGAAUCCUGUGUCACAUCAAGGAGCAGGCAGGGUAUACCCAAAAGUUAUACCUAUGCCUGUGAGUAUACAAGCACCUAAGAAAAUGAAGAUGCCAACAGGACCUGUUAUGUUCAAUCCAAUAAGGAUUCAAAAAGAUAAAGUUCAAACCUACGCUCGUAUUAGACCGAAACUAUUAACACCCGUCAGUGCUCCGCCGCCGCACUUACUUGUAAACAACCAAAUGAAUGGUUUCAACGCUCAUGGGAUGUUUAAUAAUAAUAUGGUUUUUGGAGAUAACAUUAAUUUGUCACUGGAAAGUUUAACUCAGGGUUUGGAUAUGGCGACUGUAGCGGCUAUAUCACAAGGUACUCCGCAGGAUGAUGUAGUAUGCACCCCAGACUUUCCUCUGGAGCCCUUAUGUGAGGUGACUGAAGAUAAUGCAGAUGAUGAUGUUCAAUGCAUCACUCCAAAUCUUCCUCAGAAAAUAAACACCCCGCCGCCGCUGGUUCCUCGUUUACCAAACCUUACAGAUAUCUCUUCAGACAACAUAAUACAGAUGACAGAAAACGACGUUACCGUUAACGCAGCAACUGGAGGAUUGAAAUUCCGAGUUGAUCCUCAAACUCUGUCUUCUAAUAAAAUGUAUCGUCUUCCUGACGGACGUAUUUUCGCCAUCAAUGCUAAUCCUAAUAUGCCUGGAGGUUAUUCUGCUACUAUUGUGGCAGUUACCGAAACAAAUUCUGGGAAAGUUGCUCCCAAAGGUGCAACAUAUGCUGCUAAACUUAGUGCAGUUCCAACUCCACAACAUAAAAUUCACUCACCUUCUACACCUAGAAACAAUAGAAUUCCAAUUGAUCAAUCAUCUAAAAAGAAAAUUACCAAGAAAGUUAAACCUAAGAAUAACUCCAAUUCGUUAAGAAAGUGCGACUUGAAUGUACCUGUUGAAUGGUAUCGAUUUAGUUUAAUAGAUGCUACAGACUCCUUGGAAUAUUCCUUGUCUAAGUUACAAAAAUUAAAGAAAGACGCGACGACUGCACACCUUCGUACUCGCACAGUUGACGAAAUGCGAAACCUACACAGGGCGCUGGAUCGUUUAUUAAACACUUCUGUCGUCAGAUUUAAUGAAAUCCGAGAAAAUCUUCAUAAAGAAAUGAAGAAUUACAUUGCAAAGAAAACGAAUCGACCAAAUAUAAGCGACGACGAUGACGACGAUGAUGAUGUUGAAAUCUUAAAUGAGUUAGAAGACAAUGAUGAUCCAAUUUUCAUAGAUGAAAAUUCAAUGGAAUCUAACAAUGCUACAGGUGUUAAUGAAGCUCAAGAGGUUGACUUGACAGAGGUGGAGAGCGAACAUAACGAUAGUGCAGAAAAAUCAACGAAAGACUCUGAUACUACAGAGAAAGAUCCUCUUUCGAAAACAGUACAAAUGGAACGUGAUGAUGAUACAUCAAGUACAACUAACGACGAGAGGUCUUCUAUCGUAACUGAAUUGAAAGAAAACGGCAACGAAAAGAAUGACAACAGAAAGGAAAAUAAAGAUAUCAACAAUGAAAGUACAAUGAAUGAUGACAACAUUCCAAACAAUAAGGAAUCGGACGAUAAUAUUGCAUGUCACAUAUCUGAUGUAGCAAAAAUUAAUGGUGAUUCAAUUGACAAGAAUGGUGAAAGUGAAAAUAGUAGUAAAGACGAUACAAAUGUUAGCAAAGAAGAUGGCGAGCGAGAUGUGGGUGAUGACGUGGAGUCAGUUAAGGGCAAGAAUGUACAAGAUUCCAGUAAUGAAGACGGGGAAGAAGCGAAAAAGGCUGAAGAAUUUAAAGUUAGUGAAAAUAAAAUGGAAAACAUAGACAUAAGUGAAGAUAAAACUCAGGAUGCUGAAAUGAGUGAUGAGAUGAUAGAAUCUUUAUUAAAAGGUGAUAGCGGUGGAAUAGAUGACAUUGAGACACAGAAUAUGAACUGCUUGGAGGAUUUCCAGGAUAGUUAAGUGCAGUUUGUAUUUACAGUAAAGUAAGUUUUAAAAUAUGUAACUGAAUACUUUCUAGGUUAGGUGUAAAUGCUGAUUAAAUGCUGAAAUCAUUAGUAAAUGUUUACCGCUAAUGUUAUUAAUAGAUUUAUAUAAAUAAAGAAUAAUCUUGAAAAUUAAAAAUGCAAUGUUACUUUCUAUGAAUCUCUAACUUUAUCACUGUAAGGCAGCUGGAAUCUCUGCGUCUGUUUGAUGUUCUUUGUCAUACAUUUUAGUUUCCAAGAGAUUCGGAAGUGACAAUGUGUGUAAAAGACUUCGCAUAUUAAACAAAAUUCUGAUUUAUUUAUCUGACUGUUUUUACCACGACAACUCGUCUAUGGUUUAUAUUCUUAAUUGCUUUAUUUUCGGAAGAAAUAUAGCUCGAUAUAGUAAUAGAAUGAAAUAGAAUUAAAUAAUAAUUAGUUGUUUGUUUCGUAAAAGUAAUUUUAUUUGUUUCACAAAAUUUAAAUGUUAAUGUUUUGUUUCCGUUUCUUGAUACUAUUUGC
Messenger RNA from Hyposmocoma kahamanoa, 3463 nucleotides. RefSeq lists its product as uncharacterized. The transcript is spliced from 9 exons. Bases 93 to 2939 code for a protein of 948 amino acids. NCBI's taxonomy places the organism in Eukaryota, Metazoa, Arthropoda, Insecta, Lepidoptera, Cosmopterigidae. The record is from RefSeq and is a predicted model, not a curated record.